AUGGCACAGUUCCGCACAACUCUUGUAAUGUCUUGGGAGAUUCCAGGCCACCACACUGAGGAGGCCGCAUUCGCACUGCCAGGUACAAAAACAACUCCCCAAUACUCAGCAGGCAUUGUCAAAGCACACAUUGUGUACCCGAAAGAUCCAUCGCAGCAUGCGGCAGAUGUUGUUAUGCUCGAGAAUGAACAGGAAUUCAAGCCCUGCAUGAAGAACAAGCCAAUAGAUUGCAUUCGAGUAGACGGUGCAGCUGAUGAAGGUCCGUCACAUAAAGAAGUAAAAUUUAUGUGGACCGAGCGACAUUUGGAACAGGAAAAAGUGUGCACCUUGGUCACCACCCGCUGCAGUGGCUCGUCAUACCUAAACAGAGUUGAGCUUCAAAAUGGAUGUUUGUCUGUAGCCCAUGGAAAUAUCUUCAUUCCGUCAACCAUUCAUGGAUCCAACUUUGGAAAGAAUGGGUCAAUUGAUUAUGAAAAACUUGAAAGAAAUCUUGAUGCUGCUACGGAUGUUUAUAUCAGCAAGUGUAAUAAUGCGCCAUUUGGAAACUCGUCCAUAACGCUUUUUAAGGGCAACAGGAAUGAUCUUGCAAGGAAUUACAAAAGCAGACGACCUCACCUUAUUGCAUUUUUGAAGGGUUCACAGCAGAGCAAAAGAAAACUCAAGGAAGAAAACCCAGCCCUUUUUGAAUACUUCACAGAAAUUUGGCAGCUUAGAGAUCGGCACAUAGUGGAGGGGCUCCCAAGUCAGUACAUAUUCCAGCUCCUACCAUGCUACAAAGAUGUCUGCAUUCACCCAGUCUGCGGAAAAGGUAAACCUGAUAAAGAGCCUGUGUGGUACGCUGGUGGACCACCCCUUUCGUAUCUUCCCAUUCCUGUUCCAGACCCAAAGCAUUGUUGGGAACAGCCAUGUGACCGAUGCAAGGGCCUUUGCACCGGCCAUUAUUUAAACCCAAAUGAUCAUGCUGAGUUUGUUGCAAGGAAUGGGACAGAGAAAUGUGUAUUUGUCCCGCCAAAAGAUCAGCUGGAAUCAGCGACCAAGUUAAAGUUUGAGAAAAAUGAAGAGUGGACACAGGCAGACUAAGAAAACAUCGCCAGGCAGGUGCUUCUUUCUGCUGAAGAUGCUCGUAUUUGGGUAGAACACGUUGGCCUAACAUCAGAGAGAAGAAAGGCGGUGGCUAAGAAAGCUGCUGAAACUAGAGCAAGGAAGAGACAGGAUCGCCAAGCUGCACAAGAGGAUGAAAUUGAAAGUGAUGAUGGCGGAGAUCUCUGGUGUUAUUGUAGAGAUAUAGAACAUGGGUUCAUGAUUCAGUGUGAUUCUCAAGGCCCGUCAUGCUUCAUUUGGUAUCAUGGGCCAUGCGUGAAGAUAUCCAAGAAAAAAGGACUGCAAAUGGAAAUCACAAACAACCCUUUUAUUUGCUACAAUUGUCAUUGAGCAAACCUUACUUUAAUUCAUCCUUAGAACUUGUAAUGUAAAGCAUAGCUUGCAACGCAGGCUGAUUUAGAUCAAAUUAGGUUUCCAGCCUGACAGUGAAUUUUGUUAUCUGUCCUCGAUUUAUGACAAACAUAAAUAGCUUUCUCAAUGGAUUUUUUAUAUACACACGGGGCAGACCACUAUCAUUUCCUGUUUAUAGUGUUAUUUCUGAAUCAUCUAAAAGUAGUUCAUAGUGUAAUUGAUUUUGGGAGGUUUCAUCCUUUGUGCGCUUUGCUUGGUGGUGCAUUUAAAAACAGUAUACCUUAUUAUAGGAAAUUAACGCUCGUGUUAAUUAACGUAUUGGAAAUAACCGCGACUUAAAAUUAACACGAUUUGAAGGUAAAUUUGCUUCCAAAUAAUGGAGAUUAACGCGAAAGAAGGGGGAAAUAUUCUAAAUAAAGGAAAUUAAAGUCAGCUACACCAAAACGGCUUAGGGACUUGUCAGAAAUUAG
Messenger RNA from Pocillopora damicornis (cauliflower coral), 1922 nucleotides. RefSeq lists its product as uncharacterized. Lineage: Eukaryota; Metazoa; Cnidaria; Anthozoa; Scleractinia; Pocilloporidae. The record is from RefSeq and is a predicted model, not a curated record.